Molecule: messenger RNA, 1981 nt
Organism: Linum tenue
Lineage: Eukaryota; Viridiplantae; Streptophyta; Magnoliopsida; Malpighiales; Linaceae
Source: the annotation of a GenBank genome assembly
UGGGAAAACAGAUUGUACUUGACACAAAAGUCCCUCGAUUGCCGCCCAAAAGAGACAACACAUACAAAGUUUGUCUCACCACUCACCCCGCCGCAUUUAUAAACACCCCUCCCAUCCUCCCAACAAACAUUCCCUCAUAAGCCAACAUCAUCCUCUCCAUCGACUGGUCGAGGAGAGCUUUCACUUAGCCAAAUAAAAAAAAAAGAACAAAAAUGGCGUCCCUAUUCCUCCUCCUCCUCACACUCCUCUCCCUCCCACUCUUCCUCAUCCUCAUCCGCCGCAGCCGGCCCAAGCUCCGCCUCCCGCCGGGCCCAAAGCCCUUACCCAUCAUCGGCAACCUGCACAUGCUCGACACCUCCCAGCCUCAGCGCCAGUUCUACGAACUGGCGCAGCGUUACGGGCCCCUGAUGUCCCUACAACUAGGGUUCGUGCAGGGGCUCGUGGUCUCCUCGGCCAAGAUGGCCAAGGAGGUCAUGAAGUAUCAUGACCUCGAGUUCUGCAGCCGCCCCAAUCUCUUGGGGCAGCGCAAACUCUCGUACGAUGGGUUCGACGUCGUUUUCGCUCCCUACAAUGACUACUGGCGCGAGAUGCGCAAGAUUUGCACCCUCCACCUCUUCAACUUCCGCCGCGUCCAGAGCUUCCGGCCCAUUAGAGAGGAAGAAGUGUCACGGCUCAUGAAAAAGGUGACGAGCAACGUGGAGAGCGGGAAGCCGUUGGAUAUAAACGAGAUGAUGAUGUCGCUGACGAUCUCCAUCAUCUGCCGGAUAUCCCUGGGGAAGAAGUACGACGACGACGCCAAGGAGCGGCAGCAUUUCAUCGGCAUGCUGACGGAGUCGCAGGCCAUGUUCGGCAACUUCUUUUACGGCGACUACUUCCCCGGGAUGCGGUGGCUGGACAAGCUCAACGGCAUGGUGGACCGGCUGGACCGGAACUUCAGGGACCUCGAUAACUUCUACCAGGAGGUCAUUGACCAGCACCGCGACCCGAACCGGCCCAAACCCGAAAGAGAAGACAUCAUUGAUGUCCUUUUGAGGAUCAAGGAAGAGAGGGGGUCUUCCAUUGACCUCAAUUGGGAUCACAUCAAGGGCGUUCUUAUGCAGAACGUAUUCGUCGCCGGGACGGAUACAAGUGCAGCGACAGUGAUAUGGGCCAUGACCUUCCUAAUCACCAACCCACCAGCCCUGAAAAAGGCCCAACAAGAAAUCCGGGCCCAUGUCGGCACCAAAGGAUUCGUCGACGAGGACGACGUCCAGGAGCUCCCUUACCUCAAGGCAAUCGUCAAAGAAACAUUCCGGCUGCAGCCGGCGGUGCCGCUGCUGGUCCCGAGGGAGACGGUGCAGGACUCCCAAAUCGGCGGCUACGACAUCCCGGCGAAGACCGUGGUCUUCGUCAACGCGUGGGCCAUCGGGCGGGACCCGGAAGCCUGGGCCCGGCCCGACGACUUCUACCCGGAGAGGUUUUUAGGCAGUGAGGUUGACUUCAAGGGGGUUGACUUCGAGCUCGUCCCUUUCGGGGCGGGUCGGAGGGGCUGCCCCGGGAUCCACAUGGGCAUUGCCACGGUGGACCUCGCGCUGGCGAAUUUGUUGUACAGGUUCGACUGGGAGCUGCCACCUGGCACUGAGAGGGAGGACGUGGACUUCGACGUGCUCCCGGGGAUUACUAUGCAUAAGAAGAAUCAUCUCUGGCUCGUGCCCAAGAUUCCAGCUGCUUGAUUCAGAUUUCAGAUUAAUCUUCGGAUUAAGGGGUUAAUUACGUGCGUGCAGCCGUACGUGGCAAUAUACAGUCAAACGUUUGUCGUUUGAUAUAUAUGAUGGUAAAAGUUAAGGUUAAUUGUUGUCCUUUCUCUUUCUCUCCUCUUGAAAACAAAGUAACUAUUGAUACAUAUUACAGAGUAUAGUGUUAAUUGCCUGUCCUACAAACCGUUAUAUAUAGUUUCCAAUUGGUUUUUGUUUGUUUUUUGUUUCGAAUAAGAGAUAGGGCA